Messenger RNA from Spirodela intermedia, 1871 nucleotides. The record is from the annotation of a GenBank genome assembly. Lineage: Eukaryota; Viridiplantae; Streptophyta; Magnoliopsida; Alismatales; Araceae.
AUGGCGGCGCUGCCAGGCUCUUCUUCCGCCAUCUCCCUUCACAGGGAGAAGAUCUCCGUCGCCUCCCCCCGUCGGCGAUGUAGAGAAAGAGGCCACCUCCGUGCUUCUGCUGUGGUGAGCUGUUAUUAUCUUCGUCGCCGGCGCAGGGAAUCGCCGGCCACUGCAGCGAAGAGCGGGCUCCGGCGGCGGCCGGUGGCAGCGGCGGAGGACGGGAUGGUGCUGAUUCAGGCGGAGGAGGAAGCCUCGCAGCACGAGAAGGCUGCGGCGGAGUACGAUUGGAGGGAGGAGUGGUAUCCUCUGUACCUAACCGCCGAGGUCCCCAUCGAUUCCCCUCUCGGCCUCACCGUCUUUCAUAAGCAGCUCGUCCUGUACAGGGAUGGAGGCGGUGUCUUCCGCUGCUACGAGGAUCGCUGCCCUCACAGGUUCCACUCCUCUCUCUCUCUCUCUCUCUCUCUCUCUCUCUCUCUCUCUCUCUCUCUCUCUCUCUCUCUCCCCCUGUCUCCCUCCUGUUCCGUUGUGAUUGGGGGGCCGUUCGGAAUGUGUUGCAGAUUAGCGAAACUCUCCGAAGGCCAGCUGAUCGAAGGGAGGCUUGAAUGCCUGUACCACGGGUGGCAAUUCGAAGGCGACGGCCAAUGCGUGAAGAUCCCACAGGUUACAGAGAGAGAGAGAGAGAGAGUAGACUUCCUUUCUAGUUGAGUGCCCUCAACGUCGACUUAACCAUAGAAAUUCUUCUGGUUUUCAUGAGCCGGCAGCUUCCUGCAGGAGCCAAGAUACCCCAUUCCGCCUGCACGAGAAGCUACGAGGUCAGAGACUCGCAGGGAGUCAUCUGGGUUUGGAUGUCGGAGACGAACCCGCCGGACGCCGGAAAGCUGCCCUGGUUCGAGCACUACGCUCGGCCGGGCUUCCAAGACGUGUCGGCCAUCCACGAGCUUCCUUACGACCACUCAAUCCUGCUGGAGAACUUCAUGGAUCCCGCUCACGUCCCCAUCUCCCACGACCGCUCGGACUUCUACUCGAAGAGGGAGGACGCACAGCCGCUGAUCUUCGAGGUGACCGAACGGAGCGCCAGGGGAUUCGCCGGAAAUUGGCGGAAAUCGAAGCCAACGGCGGCGACCAACUACCUCCGGUUCGACGCCCCCUGUGUCCUCCAGAACAACCACCAGUACGCCGGCAAGGACGGCAGGGAGCACCACGUCUCCGCUCUGUUCCUUUGCCGGCCCACCGGGCAGGGGAAAUCCAUGGUGAUCAUGCGAUUCGGAACCACCCUCAGCUCCCCCGUGAUGAAGCUUCUUCCCCGGUGGUUCUUCCAUCAGAACAUGAGCAAGGUCCUGGAGCAGGACAUGGGAUUCCUCUCCUCCCAGAACGAGGUUCUGGUGAGGGAGGCGGUGCCCACCGGGAAGCUCUACCUCAAUCUGAGCUCCUGCGACACCUGGGUCGCCGAGUACAGGAGGUGGAUGGACAGGGCGGGUCACGGGAUGCCUUACUAUUUUGGGAGCAGAACCAUCUCCUUGCCCGCAGAGCCCGCCGUCGUGGAGCAGUCGCCGGCCGGCGUGGCGGCCGGAAUCUCCGCGUCGCCGCCGGCGAAGGGAGGCGUGGGAUCCCUCCACGCGGCAAACCCGAUCAACCGCUACUUCCGGCAUGUCGUCCAUUGCAGAGCCUGCAGAGGAGCCCUCGAGAGUUUCCGAGCUUGGGGGAAGGCCCUGUAUGUUCUUGCGCUUCUGUCGCUCUCAAUGGCCGUCAUGGCGGAAAGACGGCAGUGGAAAGUCGCCCUGGUAGCGUCCGCCUCCUUGUUCUCGACGGCGGGUUACCUCUGCUCCGCCGCACUUUCUCUCAUCACGACGAACUUCGUCCGAGAGCACCGGAGACUGUGA